AUGCUCACAUUAUUGCGCCCAUGCGGCCUAUCCAUCCGUUCAGUCUCUCGUUAUGCCCCUGCGGCCCGCAACUUCAGUUCAACCGUCGCAACCAGGGCAGCCGAGGUCAAAUCGCUGGGUGUGAUCGGUGCUGGGCAGAUGGGUCUGGGAAUAGCUCUUGUCGCUGCUCAAAGAGCUCAGAUCCCCGUGACUCUCGUUGAUGCCUCUCAAACGUCGUUAGAUAAAGGCCUUAAGUUUGCUGGUAAGCAAGAAACUCUCUCCAAUACUGGAAUAUAUCCAACUAUUGCGGAAUUCGGGCUCAAGUUCUAUGCUUCUAACAACGCACUUUCUCUAGAUAAACUUCUUGAAAAGGAUGUCUCAAAGCAGCGCAUCACUAGGGAAGCUGCUGAUGCUACUCGCGGGCUGCUUACAUCAUCGCUGAAUAUAGAAGAUAUAUCGUCGGUAGACUUUGUCAUUGAAGCCGUUCCUGAGGUAUAUGAUCUUAAGGCAUCCAUAUUCAGCAAACUUGCUCAGAUUGCACCCAAGCAUGCCAUUCUGGCUACCAACACCUCUUCGAUUUCCAUCACCAAGAUUGCGGCCUCAACUACAACAGAUCCGAAUGAUCUCCAAGCACCGUCGCGAGUAAUCUCAACUCACUUCAUGAAUCCAGUCCCUAUCCAGAAGGGUGUGGAGAUCAUCCGAGGUCUGCAAACCUCACAGGAAACCACGGAAACGGCCAUUGCCUUUGUUCAGCGCAUGGGCAAGGUGGCCUCCGUUUCUGCUGAUUCUCCUGGCUUCUUGGCUAAUCGUAUUCUCAUGCCAUAUAUCAACGAGGCCAUCAUAUGUCUAGAAACUGGCGUAGGUGGCCGUGAAGAUAUUGACAAUAUUAUGAAGACGGGAACCAACGUCCCAAUGGGUCCAUUGGUCUUGGCCGAUUUCAUUGGUCUGGAUACAUGCCUGGCUAUUAUGAAUGUUCUUCAUCAGGAGACCGGUGAUAGCAAGUACAGACCGGCUGGCCUGCUGCGCCGCAUGGUGGAUGCUGGAUGGUUGGGCAAGAAGUCUGGCAAAGGCUUCUACGACUACUGA
This is a messenger RNA of Penicillium taxi, 1065 nucleotides long. Its product is annotated as 3-hydroxyacyl-CoA dehydrogenase family protein. Gene Ontology annotation, biological process: fatty acid metabolic process. Lineage: Eukaryota; Fungi; Ascomycota; Eurotiomycetes; Eurotiales; Aspergillaceae. The coding region runs from base 1 to 1065 and encodes 354 amino acids. The record is from RefSeq and is a predicted model, not a curated record. Gene Ontology annotation, molecular function: NAD+ binding; oxidoreductase activity, acting on the CH-OH group of donors, NAD or NADP as acceptor. The transcript is spliced from 2 exons.